CGUCGACAUGCCUCGCGUCACCUUCGCUGAGCCAGCCGUCGAGUCUGAGCCUCUUCUGCGACGAUCGCACUCGGCUUCAGACCUCUAUGAUGGCCCCAUCGCACCCGCCUUCGACCCUAGUUCUCGGAUAGGCAAAAGCGUGCUUAUCGGCAGUAAUUUCCACAAAGCAGAUGCUCUUUACUUGCCUCUUCACCGCCGACAAAGGCGGCGACAGGAAGUGCCAAUAUGGAAGACCGUCUUCUUCGUUACUCUGAGUGCAGUCUUGCUCAUCUGCAUCAUCCUUUUGUCUACGGUUCUUCUUGACCAAGUAAACCAUCCGACUGGCCCGUAUCCUGCUCCCCCAUCUCCACCAAGUGGAGACACAAAGCAACGCAAUCCGGCGUAUCCCAUACAAGCUAGGCAUGGAGCAGUUGCAAGUGAAAAUGGACUAUGUUCGGAAAUUGGCGUCGACGUUCUGAAAGGCGGUGGAAAUGCCGUAGAUUCAGCAAUAGCUACUACGUUCUGCAUUGGCGUCGUGAAUCUAUUCUCGUCGGGCAUCGGCGGAGGAGGUUUCAUGACCGUGCGCGUACCUUCGACCUCACCAAACGCAUCUUCGGAGGUAUGGACCAUCGACUUCCGAGAAACAGCUCCCGCGUUGGCAAACAAGACCAUGUUCGUUGAGGAUCCAAGUUCUGCUAUGUUCGGUGGUCUCUCGGUCGGUGUACCCGGGGAAAUUCGUGGCCUCGCAGAAGCACAUUCGCGCUGGGGUUCUUUACCGUGGUCUCAACUUGUGCAACCUAGUGUAGAUCUUGCUGCUGGGUGGAAAGUUGGGAAAGAGCUUGGUAUUCGGCUGCCAUGGUUCGAGGAGCUAAUCUUCAAAGACCCUGUUUGGACUACUAUAUUCGCUCCAGAAGGUAGAAUACUGCGCGAGGGUGAAAUCGUCAGGCGAACCAACUUAUCUCGGACACUUGCUGCCGUCGCUGAACAAGGCGUGGACGCUUUCUACAAGGGCGAAAUUGCGGACGCGAUGAUUUCUGCUAUCCAAUCCACAGGCGGAAUCAUGACUCACGCGGAUCUCGAAGGGUACCGUGUUAAAGUCGAACCUGCUCUGACUGGCACGUACAGAGGACGGAAGGUAUACACGCCUCACGCGCCGACGAGUGGACCUGUAUUACUUCAUAUGCUAAAUUUACUUGAACGAUACGACCUCGCUGGCGAAGGCCGUAACGGGUUGAAUACACACCGAUUGGUGGAAGUUAUUAAAUUCGGUUUUGCUGCUAGAACGAAGCUUUGCGAUCCGGCCUUCACAAACGAUACCAAACGGAUAGACGAAAUUGCAACGAAGUCAUUCGGGAAACUCAUUUCUGUGAACCUGACCGAUGGCACGACUCACACCCCUGAUUAUUAUAACCCUGUCUAUGAUGUUCCUAUUGACCAUGGCACGAGUCACACCUCGGUUGUCGAUAAGAACGGCAUGGCCGUCGCGCUCACUAGUACCGUCAACUUGAUAUUUGGGUCCCAGAUCAUGGAUCCCGUUACAGGAAUUCUUUUCAAUGACGAAAUGGACGACUUCUCAACACCUGGUACACCAAACGCUUUCGGUCUCUGGCCAUCACCCUAUAACUAUCCCGAACCCGGAAAACGACCCUUAUCGUCUACUGUCCCAACGAUAAUCGAACACGAGGAUGGUUCUUUCUACCUCGCUGUUGGAGCUUCCGGCGGAACUAAAAUCUUCCCGUCGGUUCUGCAAGUCAUCUUAGGGAUCGAUGACUGGGCUUUAGAUCCUAGUCAAGCGAUUGAGUGGGGUCGUGUACAUGAUCAGUUAUAUCCGAUGGAUGUUGAGGUGGACGAUGUACUUCCGCCGGAAACAAUUGAUGGAUUAAGGGAGAGGGGCCAUAAUGUCACCGUUCUUGACGUAAAUCGCGUCGCUGCCGUUGUCCAAGCAGUAGUAAAGAAAGGGGCUACGAUAUUUGCCGCCAGCGACUCUAGGAAGAAUGGGAUCGCCGCUGGAUAUUAGACUCAUAUUUUUUACGAUGUUACUGAUGACUAGAUCUUAAAUUCUUGGUUUUCUUAAAUGCUCUGUUGAUUGAUGACUAGGAGAUUUCUGAUAAGCU
This is a messenger RNA of Fomitiporia mediterranea MF3/22, 2093 nucleotides long. RefSeq lists its product as uncharacterized. Gene Ontology annotation, cellular component: plasma membrane; fungal-type vacuole. Gene Ontology annotation, molecular function: glutathione gamma-glutamate hydrolase. Gene Ontology annotation, biological process: glutathione catabolic process. Lineage: Eukaryota; Fungi; Basidiomycota; Agaricomycetes; Hymenochaetales; Hymenochaetaceae. The record is from RefSeq and is a predicted model, not a curated record. The coding region runs from base 8 to 1996 and encodes 662 amino acids. The transcript is spliced from 12 exons.